This is a messenger RNA of Vicia faba (fava bean), 432 nucleotides long. NCBI's taxonomy places the organism in Eukaryota, Viridiplantae, Streptophyta, Magnoliopsida, Fabales, Fabaceae. The record is from the annotation of a GenBank genome assembly.
AUGGAACCGGGGGAUAGUAAAGGUAGUAUAGAAGUGGAAUUUGAGUGUGGUACGAAGAAGGAGAUUUUUGGAGGCAAGGCCCAUAUUUUGGAGAGAAAUAAAACCCAAAGUUUGGAUGGGGACCUUUGUGGUGGGAAGACCCAUAGAUAUUUGGGAGUCUUGCAGACACGUGACAAAGGCAAUGACAUGGCAAAACAACAUGCGGCAGUAUCAGAUGACAAUAGCAUUAACUUUGAGAUCUCAAAGUCUUUUUUCUCUUUCCUUGUGCGUCCAAAAAGGAAAGCUCUCAAGGGGCCAAUCAUCAUAGAAAAUUCCUCUCAAUCUUCUGAAAGGUCAACUUGGUACAGCAAUUCGGUCAAAACCACAAGCAUUUCUAAAGAAAACAGACAUUUUUGUUAUCGCGAGAUUUGGUUGAUAAUCGGAAGAUUGUAG